AUGUCUCUGCAGCCUGAGCUUCGUUCCCAUCGCCAGCUUCUUGAUAUGGCCAUCCCAUGGCAUGAGCUCCUUGUGAGGGGCCUCACGCUGCCCAAUGACAAUCGAACGGGGUCUGCCCGCGAUGGCUCUGAAGGUGGCACUCUUAGCACAUCAAGCGGCAACAAGACGGCGUCGCUGUCCAAACUUGGUGCUACUUUUGCUCCCGUCGCCAUAUACCUGGGCCUCUGCCUGACUUGUUUCAUUCUGCUACGGAGUCGGUCCAAGCGAGUGUAUGCGCCGAAAACGAUUCCCAGCCUUCGGUAUCCAGAGAACCCCAUCCCUGAAUUGCCUUCCGGCUUGUUCAACUGGAUCAUACCCUUCUUCAAGAUCCCAGAUACCUACAUUCUCAACAAUGGCUCCCUCGAUGCCUACUUCUUCCUCCGCUACCUCAAGGUUCUGCGAAACAUCAGCUUUGUCGGCUGCUGCAUCGUGUGGCCCAUUCUGCUUCCGGUGCAUGGCACUGGCGGCAACCGCCUUCAACAGCUCGAAUUCUUGACCAUCGGAAAUGUCAUCACCGGGUCCAGAAAGCUAUGGGCCCAUGCCGUGGUUGCUUGGUUAUUCUUUGGAUUCGUGCUCUUUACGGUCGUCCGAGAGUGCAUCUACUUUGUCAAUUUGCGCCAGGCGUACCUGUCGUCGCCUUACUAUGCCGAUCGACUGUCAUCCAAAACACUGCUUUUGCUGUGCAUCCCCAAGCCCUAUCGCGACGAAGCGAUACUGCGGAAGCUCUAUGGCGAUUCUGCGAAGCGCAUCUUCAUCCCGCGGACAAGCAAAGACCUGGCGAAUCUGGUCGAGGAGAGAGAGCAGACGGCUAUGCGGCUGGAGAAGGCUGAGAUUGCUCUGAUCAAAAAGGCCAAUGCCGCGCGCAACAAAUGGCUGAAAAAGAACCCGCAAGUUGGCAAUGUGCUCGACAACCCUGGAAAGCUAGAGGCUGAGGCAGCAAAGAGGAACAAGAUCGCGGCGCUGGAUAGUGCCGAAACUGUCCAACAAUCUAGCGGGCCGCUGGAGGUAACGUCUGAUGUUGAGAAUCAGAGAAAUUCCACCAGCGUUGAAGCCAGCAACAAGCAAGUCAACGUAGAGGAAGAGGUGGAAGUUCAGGCCGAGGACUCGGAUUAUGUGCACCCAUAUGGCUUGAGGUCGACCUUGCCGGAUGUCAGAGGCUCCGUCGCGAGCGAAUGGCUUCCAGCUGAAGCCCGGCCAUAUCAUCGACCUCUCGGCAACUUUGGACGCCGAGUCGAUACGAUUGGGUGGACGCGAAAGCGGCUCAAGGAGCUCAAUAUCCAGAUCUACAAGCUGCGGCGCCAAAUCAAGAGGGGCGAUGCCGAGCCUCUUCCGGCCGCUUUCAUUGAGUUUGAUACACAGGAGGCUGCCCAUGCCGCACAGCAAGUUGUUGUGCAUCAUUUACCUCUGCAGAUGGCGCCCGGCCUGCUCGGCAUUCGUCCAGAAGAGGUCAUCUGGGAAUCCCUGAGAAUGAAGUGGUGGGAGCGCAUCAUCCGGCGCCUGUUGAUAUUGUGUGGCAUCACGGCCGCCAUCAUCUUCUGGUCGAUUCCCUCAGCCUUCAUCGGCGCCGUGUCCAACAUGGACUUUCUGACCAAGGAGAUUCCGUUCCUCCACUGGCUCGACAAGUUGCCUUCGUUUGUGAAAGGCGUCAUUGGCGGUUUCAUUCCCCCAUUUGCCUUGUCUGUGCUGAUGGCGCUGGUGCCAAUCCUGCUAAGAAUUUGCGCUGCUCAAACUGGCAUCCCUUCGCUCAUCAUUGGGGAGCUCUUUACGCAGAAUGCAUACUUUGCCUUCCAGGUCGUCCAAGUCUUCUUGGUCACCACCAUCACCUCGGCAGCCUCUGGUGCACUUCAGGACAUCAUUCAGGAUCCCCUCAGCAUCCAGUCGCUUCUCGCGCAGAACCUGCCAAAGGCGUCCAACUUUUACCUCUCUUACAUCUUGAUUCAAUGCUUGGCUAGUGGAGGGUCUCAGCUACUGCAAGUAUUUUCCUUGAUUCGCCACCACAUUGUCGCAAAAGCAUCCGAUGUGCCCAGGACUCGAUUCCGGACUUGGCGCAACGUUCGGCCCGCUCGCUGGGGAGGCAUCUUCCCCGUAUUUACGAACAUGGGAGUCAUUACACUUUCAUACGCAUGCAUUGCGCCGUUGAUAUUGGUCUUCAGCGCCGGAGGCAUGGCGUUCAUGGCCGCUGUUUGGAAAUACAACCUGCUCUACGUCUUCGAUACCACGACAGACAGCAAAGGCCUCUUUUACCCGCGCGCGUUACAGCAACUGAUUAUUGGCCUUUACCUAGCAGAGAUUUGUUUAAUUGGUCUCUUGAUUCUAAACUCUGCGUACGGACCCAUGGGAUGCGUCAUUGCCCUCCUUCUUCUGACGGGCUUGAUUCACUUCCUACUCAGAGACGCCAUCUCGCGCCUCAUGUGGAGCUUGCCGCAGACGCUGGCACUGGAGGAACAGAUCCAGCAAGAAGCCAAGGCCAAACUCGCAGACCACGACGAUGGAGUAACACCCGGCAAUGAUGCCGUCGGUGCGGCCGCAAGCUACUUUGACGUAGAGCAAGCAUUUGGGGACGAAGAGGAGAAGAUUGAUGACGACGAGGAGGAUGACCACCAGGUCGUCUCCAACAGAGCGAUUGAAGGGGCCACCAGUAUCCGACAAGCCCUGACGGCCUGGAUGAAAUCGGCUGCUAUCGAAAAAGUGAAGACGGGGAUGGAAGAUUCGGGACUCAACGCGAUACUGGCCAAAGUGUUUGCGUUUGCGAGGAGCGGAAAUGGAGAAGAGCCUCCUGGCUUUCUGGUGCGGUGGCUGCACCCGGAGGAGCACGAGGACUUUGUGGCACUGCGCAAAUUGAUCAUCCAGGAGGACCGGCCGCCGAUUGUCUAUACGAACGAGAACAAGUACGCCACCUACCAGCCGCCUGAGCUCUGGAUGCCGAAGCCAACUCUGUGGAUACCGAGGGACGAGGCUCGAACUUAA
Messenger RNA from Trichoderma reesei QM6a, 3006 nucleotides. RefSeq lists its product as uncharacterized. Gene Ontology annotation, cellular component: plasma membrane. Gene Ontology annotation, molecular function: calcium-activated cation channel activity. The transcript has 7 exons. Lineage: Eukaryota; Fungi; Ascomycota; Sordariomycetes; Hypocreales; Hypocreaceae. The record is from RefSeq and is a predicted model, not a curated record. The coding region runs from base 1 to 3006 and encodes 1001 amino acids.